Molecule: messenger RNA, 881 nt
Organism: Medicago truncatula (barrel medic)
Lineage: Eukaryota; Viridiplantae; Streptophyta; Magnoliopsida; Fabales; Fabaceae
Product: calmodulin-1
Exons: 2
Coding region: 86-535 (149 amino acids)
Cellular component (GO): myosin II complex
Molecular function (GO): calcium ion binding
Source: RefSeq, a predicted model, not a curated record
UAAUUUUCCACAUUUAUUGUUUUACUUUUCUUUCUCUCUCUCUAUAUCGCAAACUCAAACAAACGCCUUUCUCUCACCUCCUCCAAUGGCCGACCAGCUCACUGAUGAUCAGAUCGCCGAGUUCAAGGAGGCCUUCAGCCUCUUCGAUAAGGAUGGCGAUGGUUGUAUUACUACCAAGGAACUCGGAACUGUAAUGAGGUCACUUGGGCAAAACCCAACUGAGGCAGAGCUACAAGACAUGAUCAAUGAAGUUGAUGCUGAUGGCAAUGGUACCAUUGAUUUCCCUGAAUUCCUCAACCUGAUGGCCCGUAAGAUGAAAGACACUGAUUCAGAGGAGGAACUUAAGGAAGCCUUUCGUGUGUUUGACAAGGAUCAGAACGGUUUUAUUUCUGCUGCUGAGCUCCGUCAUGUUAUGACAAAUCUUGGUGAGAAGUUGACAGACGAAGAAGUUGAUGAGAUGAUUCGUGAAGCCGAUGUUGAUGGUGAUGGGCAGAUCAACUACGAGGAGUUUGUCAAAGUUAUGAUGGCCAAGUGAGGACCAAUCAACCAUAACCGAAAUUUUAAAAGCGUAUAAAAAAGAAAAGGGACAGGGCAGAUAAGUUUUGAUGAGGAUUCUAUUUCCAUUAGGGUCGUUAGUUUUUGCUGGUCGAGUGUCUAUUUUCUUGUUUGCUUUAAUUGGUACUGCUCCUUAUUAGUUUCCUACUUGUUUGUUCUGUCCCUUGUUUCAGUAGUUUGGGUUAGCUGUUUCUUACCAUGCAUUGUUACUUCACUUUUCAUCUUUUUUUGGUUAUUAUUAUGAACCUAGAACUAUUGGAUGCAAUUUGUGUUUGGUUAAUAUGCUGUUAAUAUUUACAUCCUUUGGCAUAUGGUUUUGGAUUUAA